CGACGGACGCAUCGGCUCGAUGUAUGACGGCCCCAGGAAGGCGGAGCGCCGCCGGUGGCAGGUCGACGUGGGUAACGCAGCUCGUUCCGGUGUCCCGGAAGCUCAGCGCUCUGGAACGAGUGUUUCCGGAAGACGUGGCUGUUGAUGCUGUCCGUGGUAGCUGUCAUCCUACCCAUUAUCAGAGAGAUAUUACCAGAUUGCUUUUAGUUUAUUGGUUUCUCUGUUUUUUUUCCCUUACUUACCGGUGGAGCGUCGAGAUGAUUUCGCUAACGGAUUCCCAAAAGAUUGGAAUUGGAUUAACAGGUUUCGGCGUGUUUUUCCUCUUCUUUGGGAUGAUCCUGUUCUUUGACAAAGCCCUUUUGGCCAUUGGAAAUAUCUUGUUUGUCGCUGGCCUCGCCUUUGUCAUCGGCCUGGAGAGGACGUUCCGCUUCUUCUUUCAGAAGCACAAGUUGAAGGCCACCAGCUUCUUCCUGGGAGGGGUGUUUGUAGUUCUCAUCGGCUGGCCCAUCAUUGGAGUGGUGCUGGAGGUCUACGGGUUUUUCCUCCUCUUCAGGGGCUUCUUCCCAGUCAUUGUAGGCUUCAUCCGAAGAAUACCGGUCCUGGGUUCCAUCCUAAACCUGCCGUUCAUCAGCGCGCCUUCCUAAGUUUCCGAGGAUAAUCGGCGGCUGUGUACGUGGACAACAGCGAGAGCAACACCAUGGUAUAACUGAGACUUUUUGCACCCGGUUCGACCUCGGCAGGUUUUUCUGACCCAGUCCCUUGUUGAUCCUGAAUUCAAGCGGCUGUAGUUAAACGAUGGGAUUUUCCCCCCCGUACAAGACAAAGACCUUUUUGUACUACCGGCCUGGGCUAUUCCACCACUCCGGCUCCUCAGCUCGGCUUCACCCACGUGUCUUUAUAGGACGGAUUCACCAAAGUCACUACAAUGUUAUCAUAAGUCCCCUCGAUUCCUCCCCCUAACUUUUGACCACGUCUUGUCUAAGAAUGUUGGAGGUAGACCUUUACAGCCUUAUCGAUCAUCAAACUUAAUGCCAGACGCUUCCACAGGCAGGAGGAGUUGGGCCCCCGCUUGCCAAGUUUGAUUUCUGUGCCACUGCUCUAGCCUCAUAUGGAAGUUUUUUUGUUUUUUUUUUUCAUUGCAGUAAUUCUAUUACCGUGUCGUUAUUUGUCCCAUGAACCUGUCUGAUACUUCAUUUGUUUUAAGUCAUGGUCGACAGAUACUGCUUAAGGAUAAAUUAUUUUUAAAAAA
Molecule: messenger RNA, 1249 nt
Organism: Fundulus heteroclitus (mummichog)
Lineage: Eukaryota; Metazoa; Chordata; Actinopteri; Cyprinodontiformes; Fundulidae
Product: vesicle transport protein GOT1B-like
Exons: 6
Coding region: 24-644 (206 amino acids)
Biological process (GO): endoplasmic reticulum to Golgi vesicle-mediated transport; retrograde transport, endosome to Golgi
Cellular component (GO): membrane; endoplasmic reticulum
Source: RefSeq, a predicted model, not a curated record